This is a messenger RNA of Dunckerocampus dactyliophorus (ringed pipefish), 5631 nucleotides long. RefSeq names its product HHIP-like protein 1. NCBI's taxonomy places the organism in Eukaryota, Metazoa, Chordata, Actinopteri, Syngnathiformes, Syngnathidae. The transcript has 14 exons. Gene Ontology annotation, cellular component: membrane. The record is from RefSeq and is a predicted model, not a curated record. Bases 783 to 3692 code for a protein of 969 amino acids.
CAGGAGGUGGAGGGAGGACGCAAAGAGGGAGGGAUUUCAAGUAGCUGCAGCGUGGCUUGCUGCAUGUCUGAAUGAAAGAACCUCUCUCUCUCCUGCUGUCUGGACGCAUGGCGUCCGUUCGUUGCAGCUAGCGAGCACAUGUCCAGAGAAAACAAACCAGGAACAGCCUUUUUUUAAGAUGGAAGACAACAUUUGGCUGAAGUAACAUUUCCUUCUUUGCAUGGUUUAAACCUCUUUUUAAAGGGCUGGAUACCAUGUGGCUGCUUUUGUAAGGAUUGCAAGUGUUUUGUUUUUGACCAUUUGUCAUUUUAUGGCCUGAGAAACUCCUGUCAAGAUUGAAGAUCAAGGGCUGAAUCUGAAACAUUGAGAACUUUGGGCCCAAUAUCCAUCCACAAACCACCUGGGCAGAUGCACAGCAGAUUUCCAUAAGAAAAAACAAGACUUGGAAACCUUUUUUUUUUUUUACCUUUAGACAUCAUUUGAACAGCUUGUCGUUUAGGCGUGAUAUGCGGAGUCUCCUGGGUGUACCGUAGGACAAUUUGCAAACAGGUGUGAUUAGUAGUCAGUGUUUUUGAUGCACACACGCAAAGAACUUCAGGAACAUCAAUGCUUUGCAAUCAACUGUCAAUGUACCUCACUUUAAUAUUAGUGAAACAUGUAUAUUCUCUCAUGAAGCCAACUCACGUUACAGUUGUGUUUUUAUUUGCAUCUCACUUCACAUAGCACACUUUGCAUUUACAAGCUAUACUGACGUAUACGUUAUUAUCAGUCUCGCACUAGAAAUGAAAUCAAACUUUACUGAACUCAGUGCUGAAAAAAUGACCUUACCGAUAUGCACCCGGAACCAACUUCACAACUUCCCCGCUCGCCUUCUCCUCACCAUGCUGCUGCUGCUCAUCCAGGUGAGGUGGGGGGGUUGUCAUCCCCAGUGUUUGGACUACAAGCCACCAUUUGAGCCUCGGCAGCCACUGCUCUUCUGCAAGAACUACUCCAAAUUUGGAUGCUGUGACGAAGAAAGGGAUUAUCAGCUGUCAGUCAGGUUUUACACCAUCAUGGAGAACUUUGAUCAUUCUGGUUAUGUCACCUGUGGAAAUUACAUCCGCAACAUUCUCUGUCAGGAGUGUUCUCCAUACGCUGCCCACCUGUAUGAUGCAGAAGAUGCAAACACACCCAUGCGGGUGUUGCCUGGACUGUGUGGCGACUAUUGUCAUGGCUACUGGCACCAGUGUAGAUACACACUGAGCCUCCUCCUGGAGGACCUAGGGAACCCAGGACAGUUUACAAACCUGACGGCCACAAUAGAAGAAGAUCAGAGAAGGUUCUGUGAAUUUCUGGAGCUGAAGGAUGUACAAUACUGCUACCCUAACGUCUUGACAAACACAGAACUAAAUGCUAAUCUGGGUUUGGUGCAAGAGGAUUCUGAAGGCUGUCUGGAGUUAUGUUUGCAGGAGGUUGCAAACGGACUCCGCAACCCGGUGGCUAUGAUCCACGCAGAUGACGGAACACAUCGUUUCUUCGUGGCUGAGCAGCUAGGCUAUGUGUGGGUAUAUCUGGCCAAUGGCUCCAGGAUCGACCGUCCAUUCCUCAACCUCACACGCGCUGUCCUGACAUCACCUUGGGCUGGAGAUGAGAGGGGAUUCCUCUGCAUGGCUCUGCACCCAAGGUUCACCACAGUCAGGAAGGCCUAUGUUUACUACUCGGUGUCUGUCAAGAAGGAGGAGAGGAUACGCAUCAGCGAGUUCACACUGUCAACGUAUGAUGACAACCAACUUGACCACUCCUCAGAGAGAACCAUCCUUGAAGUGGUACAACCAGCAUCCAAUCAUAACGGGGGCCAGCUUUUGUUUGGCCAUGACGGAUAUCUGUACAUCUUUAUUGGGGAUGGUGGUCGAGCUGGGGACCCUUUUGGAAAAUUCGGUAACUCGCAGAACAAGUCAACCCUGCUUGGCAAAGUGCUGCGAGUGGAUGUCAAUAAUAAUGAUGAUGGCGCCCCUUACAGCAUCCCUUCAGAUAACCCAUUUCUGGGAGAGAAGGAGAGCCUUCCAGAGAUUUAUGCUUAUGGUGUGCGCAACAUGUGGCGUUGCUCUAUUGACCGUGGUGAUCCGGAAACAGGCUUUGGUCGAGGCAGGAUGUUUUGUGGUGAUGUGGGCCAGAACAAAUUCGAGGAAGUCGACCUCAUCUUUAAAGGCGGCAACUAUGGAUGGAGGGCAAAAGAAGGCUUCAACUGCUAUGAUCGCAAACUCUGUCGCAACUCAUCUCUGGAUGAUAUCUUGCCUAUCUUUGCCUACCCCCACAAGUUGGGCAAGUCAGUGACAGGUGGAUACAUCUACAGAGGUUGCCAAAUGCCCAACCUCAAUGGACUCUACAUCUUUGGGGAUUUCAUGAGUGGGCGUUUGAUGUCCUUGAAGGAGGAUGUGGCCACAGGUGAAUGGCAGUACAAUGAGAUCUGUAUGGGAAGAGACAAAACCUGCAGAUUCCCCAAACUCAUCAACAGCUACUAUAAAUAUAUCAUCUCUUUUGCAGAAGAUGAAGCAGGUGAAUUGUAUUUUCUUGCCACGGGUGCCGCAAGUGCAACAGCCAGAGCGGGAUUCAUAUAUAAGAUAGUGGAUCCCUCCAGGCGAGCUGCACCGGGUAAAUGUGGCAUCAAGCCUUUGCCAGUGAAGAUAAAAGGAAAACUUAUACACUUCUACCCAAAAGAAGAAUUUGUAAUCAACAAGAAACCGACCACCACGCCUGUUCCAACCACAACCACAAGGAAACCCCCUCCAACCAGAAAACCACCAAUCCGAAAAACUACAACAUCCACGCCAACAAGAAAAGCUUUGCCCCCUCCACCAACAUCUACCACGACAAGAAAACCGCCAAAAAAGACACCGACACCAGCAAUAAAAACCCCAUCAACAACCGCCCGGGCAACCUUGGCCGCCACCAUGGUCAAAGCCACACCCACUGGUUAUCGCUCAGCUGUCCACACUGCAGCCUUCUCUGGGAUUCAAACCCCAACCACAACUUCAACAAGGAAACACGUGAGACUCCACCCUACUACCAUUUCCCGACCUCUACCCUUCCCACAGCCUCCUCCUCCUCUGUCCACCAAAAAAACCUACACAAGUUUGACCACUGCACAUUUUCCUGAGCAUCAAAGAAGGUUUACCACUCCACGACCACCGUAUUGGCCCACAACCUUUAAGCCCCAGAGACCCCCAAUAAACGCCACUCAGACGAAAACCCAACAGGAAAAGCUCAUCUUUGGGGAUAAGACACGCAACACAGAGGAAGGGGAUGGCAACCAAGUGAAUAAGAGGCCCACGGUAGGAGGCAGAGGUUAUGGGUUCAAGAGAGUACGAACAGGAGGUAGAAGGUUGCGUGUUGGCUCGGUUCGACUGGUGAGCACAGACGGUUUAUCAGACCGAGGCAGAGUUGAGAUCUUCAUCCGUGGGGAGUGGGGGACUGUCUGCGAUGACCUUUUCACCACAAAGGCCGGUACCGUAGUGUGUCGGCAGCUCGGCUUCAGGACAGCGCUGGCAGUGAUGAAGAGGGCCGGGCUGGGCCAGGCAGAUCGCAGCGUCAGGAUUUUCUUGGAUGACGUGGAAUGCGAGGGUGGGGAAAGGUCCCUGCUGGAGUGCAAGAGAUCCAGAGUUGGAAAGCACAACUGCUCACACUCAGAGGAUGUGGGGGUGAUCUGUGGUUAGAAAUGCUGGGAGACGUGAGUGGGAACACCGGGAACAUACAGAAGAGUCAACACUUGCUUGAAAAUGUUCUAUUUUCCAGAUCGAUAUUUAAAUUAUACAAGCUUUAAUUUCACAUCCACUUACAAAAAAGAUGUCGUAAAGUUCAAACUGAUACCAUAAAACACCUCACAUAAUGUAGGUGAGUACACCUGUCAGAUUUCGGCAACCAAUUUUAUUAAAGUAUGUCUUCACAAAGAACAAUGCUAUAUACAGAAUUCCUCCGCCACGCCACUGUUUGAAUUUCGCUGCUUCACUCUUUCACGGUUUUUCAAAAAUAUAUUAAUAAAUUAUGCUGUUUUGUGGUUGAAUACGGCCUAUUAUUAGCACUUUAAAAAAAAUGCACGUUUAAGCAAAUCGUAUACAUUUUUGUUGGAAUUAAGCAUUUUCAAGCAUAAAAAUGGCUAAAUUACCUAAAAUACAAAUGUAAGGCAUUGAGAGGACGUAUUCUAUGAUGUCGUGAUAUAUAAUAUUCUACACUGGUCACUAGGUGUCAGUGAUAUUAUAAUAUAUUCGGUGAGAAACACCAGACUUGAUCCGCAGAACAACAAGCUUUUAUCGCAGGUUUGAAUUAUCUCACAACAACAAUAAUCCCUAAAACGGGGCCCCUGCUGCGCCGUAACCCACACCAAGCUAAAUAAGGAAUCCUACUUAGCAGAAAUUCACUUAUCUCUCUAUAUGGAACCAAUUAACUGUGAUAAACAAGGGAUUACUGUACACAAAACUUGGCUAUCCAUGAAAGUAGUACUUUAGUGUACAACUUGUAUAGCAGUGUAAAUUUACUCUCAACUGAAGAUUAGUCAACACGCAGCUAUUAUUGUCAAAUAGUGAAAAUCAAGAUUUGUGUCUUGUCGAGUGUCAAGCAAUUUGGACAUGUUUACUGUGAGGCGUACUCACUUGUGUCAUCAGCUAUUUCGACACUAAUAGCUUUGUGUUGACUUAUUUUCAGACGGCAGUAAACAUAUACUGCUAUCAGGGAUGUCCGAUAAUAUUGGCCAACCAAUUUAUCGACCGAUAUUGGCAGAAAAAUGAGUUAUCGGUUCAUAUUGGUAUUGUGUUUUCUGCCGAUAACGGUGACUCCCCCCAGUAACCAGCUUGCUAUCUCAGUAUGUGCACGGUCUGGAAUUUUUUCCUAAUUUCACCUUCUGGUGGUAAAUAUGCAAUUUGCAAUGAUUGUAAAGCCUUCCGAAGGGUGAGCAUGGCAUCUUUCAAAUGUUUCAAAUAAAUACGGCACUUUUUCCAAUAACUUACACUGCAUACUGCGGUAUUCGUCUUAUUUAAAUUCAGUGUUUAUUUGCGAAAUGCAUCGAGUGGCUUCACAGUAAAAGAAGCAUAUGUGUGCAUUCAUUACACACGGUGUGACCUAACAUUAGUUCGAGGGAAGAGCUGCUGCGAAUAUCAGCAUUGGUUGAUCGGUAUAGUUAAUGAAGUGCUGUACAAUAUUGGUUUAUUGGAUGUUGUUAAGAAAGCCAAUAUCAAGCAUCUCUAACUGCUAUACAAGCUGUACAGUGACUACUCUAAAGCAUAUCCAUGUGUCAUCUGGAUAGUAUUGUCCCGUGAGAAUAUAUACUGUCAUAAAAAUGUUGCUGAAAUGUGACGGGUGUACGCACUUAUGUAUGAUACUAUAUUGGUAAUUGUAGUUAUAGUCAACUCAUGUUUGAACAUCGUCACAGGAACUCUAAAAGAUAUCAUAUUGAUCAACAUACUGUAUCAAAACAUGAGAUGACCCAUUUUUUUACUGACUCUUUCUGAAGAAAAAAAGACAUUCUUACAUUCAGGUCAGUACAGGAUAUACGACCAGGAAUAUCUGCCCGUUGUCGAUGCUGUUAGUUUACAGUAUAAUGAUAUCAGAGAGGAUAUUUCUAUUUUUAUACUAUCAAAUUUCAGCGGGGGUAUCUUCUGA